UUUCCGUAAGCCUUAGCACCGAAUCUUCAACAUGGGAUGCUCUCACUCUAAUCAGCGGUUUGGGAUUUUAUAGCGUCAUACUAGUACGAACUAUUUCAUUAACUUUCUUGGCCACCGUUCAAGCUGGAUUAAAUGGACAAGCUGAUCGUUGGUUUCUUCCUACGAUUGUCGUUUGAUGGAUUUGAAUACAACGCACAAUACAUUGCCUUUGAAAUGUACUUUGGUCCAUCUUAAGUUAUUCACCUUGAAGCACUAAAAUCAGGAGCAAAAGUUAUGUCGAAUUCAAUACUAAAAAAGAAAAAAAGUGUUGUGUUUCUACACCAGAUUACAAUACUGAUCUUCUGUAGAGAACAAUAAUGAACUUAUUUUUUGAUGCAUAUUCCGCUGACCGUUGUUUGUGUUGGUUCUGUGGGUCUACUUGAAGUCAAGAUUUGACGCUCGAUAGGGGAAGCCGGUUUUAAGAAAACGCACGGAAUCUCGAACUAAUCGCAACGCAGUUCAUCCCCAGCACCAGCAGCGUGAUGAUCGCGUUCGCGCCAUUAGCCAUCCUAGCGAUCGUUCUAUCGGCUAGCCCCGGUACAGCAAAUACUUUGCACAACAAUCCCUUCGAUGCGAUCAAGGGAUGUCUCCAGUUCGAUGACGUCCCGGGCUACAACGACACCCCGACGUACAUUGCCACCAAUACGUUCCGCAAUGUGGGGCGCACGAGCAGCUCGCGCUACUUCCGGAUCGGUAUCAUGGGCAAGAACGAUGGCCACAUUCGGUUCGGCCGGUCGGCCUUCCCGUUCGACGAGGCGGUCGUCGAGCUAGUCAUCAGCGGUUGGGGCAAUACGCAGUCGGUUGCGCGCCGCCAGACCCGGCGCCGCAAUCAAUCGUUCACCAACGUGCUGCUGAAGGAGGCGUCGACGCCACGGUUGCUGCACAAGUCGCGCCCGCUCGUGUUCCAGCUCGAGGUGUUCGAUAAUGGGCGGGUGCAGCUGACGAAGGACGGCGAGCGGCGUCCGUUCUUCGAGUACAGCGAUAGCGAGAACGCGAUCCCGCCAGACUAUAUGGCGUUCGUGAAGUGGGACGUGGAUCUGGUCUACUUCUACGACUGUCCGCUGAACGAUGGUGGGGCAGGGGCGGUGGGCGAGGAGUCGGUGCUGCUGCGCUGCAGCCUUGCUUGAGGUUGAAGGUUAAGGUCAAACGGUGUAAGGGAAUUGGAAUUAAUAAAUAUGAAAAUAAUUCUUAAA
Messenger RNA from Anopheles gambiae (African malaria mosquito), 1232 nucleotides. RefSeq lists its product as uncharacterized. The transcript has 2 exons. Bases 522 to 1166 code for a protein of 214 amino acids. The record is from RefSeq and is a predicted model, not a curated record. NCBI's taxonomy places the organism in Eukaryota, Metazoa, Arthropoda, Insecta, Diptera, Culicidae.